Gordionus sp. m RMFG-2023 is the source of this 2867-nucleotide messenger RNA. Its product is annotated as xylulose kinase-like. Gene Ontology annotation, cellular component: cytosol. Gene Ontology annotation, molecular function: D-xylulokinase activity. The record is from RefSeq and is a predicted model, not a curated record. Lineage: Eukaryota; Metazoa; Nematomorpha; Gordioida; Chordodea; Parachordodidae. Gene Ontology annotation, biological process: xylulose metabolic process; phosphorylation. Bases 265 to 2841 code for a protein of 858 amino acids. The transcript has 3 exons.
UAAUAGAGUUCUAUAAUAACAUAUUUUAACUUAGAUUUAUACCUAAAUCUAAAUGAGAAAGGAAAUAUUUUAUAAAUAUUGAAUUGAAAUUUUCUAUUUAAAUAUUCUUUCAUUUAUGAAUUUUUAAUUUUUUAGCUAUAAAUUUUGCAUUUUAAAUAUUCUUUAUAGGUUUUGUAUGUGCUUUUCUUAUAAUUGGAGAUAAAUUAUUGAUUCAUAAUAGUAUUAGUUCCUGCUAUUUGACAAUAUUUUGAAAAUAACACAUUCAUGUACCUUGGACUAGACCUAAGCACUCAAAAAUUAAAGGCCUUGUUGCUCAACGAAUCUCUACACAUUGUUAAAUAUUUUGAAGUUGAUUUUGACAGAGAAUUGUCAGAGUUUAACACUCAAAAUGGUGUAAUCAUUAACUCCUGUGAGGCUGACAGUACAUCACAUAUUGAAAAUAAACAUAAUAAAAAUGCCCCUUUUAAUGAAAUAUUUGGCAUAAAAAGUAAGUCAUUAGAAUAUAAAUGUCCCCCUUUUUUAUGGGUUGCGGCUUUGGAUCUUUUAAUAAACAAAAUUAAUAAUGAUAACAGUGUACAUUUAAAUCAGAUAAAAUGCAUUGCGGGUUGUGCCCAACAACAUGGAAGUGUAUAUUGGCGUAAGGAUUGGAAAAAAAACAUAAAUAUUUUUUUAAAUUAUGAAAAUAAACAAGAAAAAUAUUCAAAUAUAGAUGAUAUGCCAUCAAUUAAAUUAGAUUUCAAUCAAAGUUUACUCUUAAACUAUCAACACUUAAGGCCUUUCUCUGUUGAUUUGAGUCCAGUUUGGUUAGAUUCAAGCACUGGCGAGCAAUGCAGACUACUGAGGGAAUGUGUAGGAUUUAAAUGGUAUAACAUACCUUUGGAAGAAUCUAUCAAAUUAAGGGAUAAUAAAAAUUUUGAUGAAUACAAAAUUGAAAGUGUCGGAGACAAAUUAAUUGCAAUUUGGACUGGCUCUCGAGUGCAGGAACGUUUUACUCUUCCGCAAGUCAUGAAAAUAUAUUCUACCCAGCCAAAUAAUUACCACAAGACUGAAAGAAUAAGUUUGAUAAGUAGUUUUUUAGCCUCCCUUUUUUUGCUCCCUCGAAUUUAUGCUCCAAUCGAUUUCGCUGAUGGCUCCGGAACCAACUUUAUGCAUAUUGUUUAUAAAAGCUGGUCUACUCAAAUUAUGGAUUCGCUUUUACAACAACCAAGAUUUAAAGAAAUGUCUCUGCUAACUUCUAAAUUAGGAGAACCAUGUCAACAUUCUAAAGAUGAAAAUUUUUCACCUUUCUCCUUCAAACGCUAUUAUAAAAGUCAAGCAAAAAACGUUUUGGUUUCAUGUGCAGAUGAGAAAAAUAAUGUCAGCUCUGUUGGAAAUGAAUCAAAUAAGAGUUCCACCCCACUUUUUAAAAAUUAUCUUGAAUUCUCGGAAGAGUAUGCACCAUCUUUAGUACCAACUCCUACUAUACUAGGAACCAUAUCGCCUUAUUUCGUGCAACGUUUUCACUUUAAUCCAGAAUGUAAAAUUGCUGCCUUUACAGGCGAUAAUUUGGCCUCUCUGGUAGGCUCUAGAGCAGGACCGACUGACCUUAUUAUAAGUCUAGGUACCAGUGACACUAUAUUAUUUUGGAAUCGCAUAAACCCAGAGUCUAGGAAUAUCAUAGUUUCUGCCGACCCUCAACAUAAUUGUCCUUUUGAUUCUACUACGACAACUAAAAAAAAUGGUCUGAAUGAGUGUUCUGAAGCUCGGAAUAAAUCAUUAGAAAAUGUUGGAUCGGAGGCAAACCACUUUGAUACGCUUAAUGGUCCCUCGGCUAUUGAUUCAGCUCAUUCAUUUGUCAAUCCUAUAUCACCCUUCGAGCAUUACGUUGCCCUUUUGUGCUACAAAAACGGUUCUUUAACACGUGAGUCUAUACUUGAAGCCAACAUUUUAAUGAAUAAAAGUGAGUGCCAGGCUUCAUUAACAACGGGGAAAGCUAUAUGGAACAUAUUCGAUGAGAUCCUAAGUCUCACGCCUGCGGGAAAUAACGGUAACAUCGGAUUUUAUUAUUGCGUAUCCGAGAUUACGCCCAGACUUAAAGUAUCAUUUUCUGCGUCCACCGAGGAGAAAGGGCAAGUGGCCGAUGAAAAGGAAAAGGGGCAGAUAUAUCUUCAAAAUAAUCCUUUGAUUUAUAGGUACGAUGUCGAAAGAAAACUCAUACCACCCGGGGAAAAUAAGGAGAACUCAAAGUAUUCCAAUUUUUUGCAUCGUUACAGCGGGCCUUUCCCCUCUGAAAAUUCGUUUAGUCACGAAUUGAGAGCCUUGAUCGAGGGUAGAUUUAUGGCUAUGAAAAACCACGUUAAAGCCUUAAGAAAAGGGCAACGAGGGUGUGUCAAUAGCUAUGACGCCAUUAAAUUUAAUAAAGAAUUUGAAAGGAUUAUUGUUAGCGGAGGAGCAUCUAUAAAUCCUAAUAUUUUGCAUAUCAUGUCAAAUGUUUUUGGCUUGCCCGUGUAUAUUCUACCAGAACAGUACUUAGAGUCAAAAGACGAGACGAAAUCUAAAUUGCUAACUGAAUCUGCAGCCCUUGGCUCAGGAUACCUAGCAAAGUUUUCCUUAGAAAUAAAAAAAUAUAUCGAAUCCCAAUCUUUUUAUCACAAUAAAGAUUCAAAUACCGACCAUAAAUCUCUCACUGAUUUUAACAAUUCAAUUCCAUUUUCUCAAUUAUUUGACGAUAUGACGAAAUCAUUAAAUUCUCCAAGACUUUUGAUAGAACCUGAUCUAAAUAUUACCAAAAAUAUAUAUGAUAAGUUGUCCAAGUUUUAUAAUGAUCUGGAAAAGGAAAUAAUUUUGAAACAUCACUUAUAAUUUUAUUUAUAAUAUUUAUUGUUGCA